Messenger RNA from Lactuca virosa, 708 nucleotides. The record is from the annotation of a GenBank genome assembly. Lineage: Eukaryota; Viridiplantae; Streptophyta; Magnoliopsida; Asterales; Asteraceae.
AUUUGGAAUCCAUGCUAGUACGAUCAAAUCACAGAAAUGGCCAAGUUCACCACCAUGGUUUCUCUCCUCUCCAUUGCAGUAGUCCUCUUGAUCGCAUCGACGGUAAAUGCCGGAUCUGACGCUCCGUUCAUCGUAGCUCACAAGAAAGCCACACUCAAUAGGCUCAAUUCCGCCGUCGAAAAACUCUCCGUUUCCAUAAACAUCUAUAACCAAGGAUCUGCGGCUGCAUAUGAUGUUAGCCUCUCCGAUGAUGGCUGGUCUCCUGAGAUAUUCAGCAUUGUCUCAGGGAACACUUCAACCUCUUGGGAAAAACUUGAUGUUGGUGCUCUUCUAUCACACUCAUUUGAGUUAGAAUCCAGAACAAAAUCUGUCUUUUACAGCACACCUGCUGUUAUUACAUUCCGUGUCCCCACAAAGGCUGCACUACAGGAGGCAUAUUCAACCCCACUUCUGCCUCUUGAAAUCCUAUCAGAUAAGCCACGCAAAACUACACUUGGUCUUGUUAAGGUACGAGCUUUUUUUUUUUUUUUUUUUCAUCAAUGCAUUUCUUUACCUUAUCAUUUUCUAUAUGUAGCUUUAAAAACUAGGCUGAUGAUGAAAUAUGGAAACUUAGUAUCCGUAAUCUCCCUUGUGGUUUUAUUCGUGUACCUGAUGGUAACCCCACCUAAUAAGUCCAAUGCAGCAAAGGGAAGUAAGAAGAGGCGUUGA